Vigna unguiculata (cowpea) is the source of this 1514-nucleotide messenger RNA. RefSeq names its product protein trichome birefringence-like 39. Lineage: Eukaryota; Viridiplantae; Streptophyta; Magnoliopsida; Fabales; Fabaceae. The record is from RefSeq and is a predicted model, not a curated record. Gene Ontology annotation, molecular function: O-acetyltransferase activity. Gene Ontology annotation, cellular component: Golgi apparatus.
UCUUCAACCCCCAUCUCUCUCCCUCUCUCAGUCACAGACCAACACAAAAAUAAACAUUAUAUAAGGCUUUGUUUGAGACAACUUUUUCUGCACUUCUCGUCCUUUUUCUUCCUUCGACAUAACACAGAGGGAAAGGAAAAGUAGUAGCAGUAGUAAGGAACGAAACCCCAAACCAACAUGGGUUUCUUGUUUCCAACCCUGUUGUUGUGUCUAUUUGUUGUGUUAAGCUUUUUCCAAACGAAAGCUCAGGAAUUUGACCCCUACUUGAAUGCCAAUGUUUCCAGUUUGAGCAGUGGCAGAAAACUUGCAGGAAGAUGCAACUUGUUCCGUGGAAAAUGGGUUUAUGACUCUUCAUACCCUCUCUACGACCCUUCUACAUGUCCCUUCAUAGAUCCACAAUUCAACUGCCAAAAGUACGGUCGCCCUGACACACAGUAUCAGAAAUAUAGAUGGCAACCCUUCUCUUGUCCCUUACCAAGGUUCAACGCAUUUGACUUUCUCGCUAAGUACAGAGGCAAGAAGGUUAUGUUUGUCGGUGACUCCUUGAGCUUAAACCAGUUCAACUCUCUCGCUUGUAUGAUUCACUCUUGGGUGCCUCACUCUAAAACCACCUUCACCAAGCAAGAAGCUCUCUCCAAAAUCACAUUUGAGGACUAUGGCCUCGAGUUGUUUCUGUAUCGCACACCAUAUCUGGUGGACCUUGACCGUGAGAGUGUUGGAAGGGUUCUGAAGAUUGACUCAAUCAAGAGCGGUGAUGCUUGGAGAGGAAUGGACGUGCUAGUUUUCAACACGUGGCACUGGUGGACCCACACCGGGAGUUCACAGCCGUGGGACUAUGUUCAAGAGGGUAACAAGUUGUACAAAGACAUGAACCGUUUCAUUUUAUUCUACAAAGGUUUGACAACUUGGGCUAGAUGGGUUAACAUCAACGUGAAUCCAGCUCAGACCAAAGUCUUCUUUCUGGGGAUUUCUCCUGUGCAUUAUGAGGGGAAAGAUUGGAACCAACCAGCAAGAUCUUGCAUGAGUGAGAAAGAACCAUUCUUUGGUUUGAAGUACCCUGCAGGGACACCAAUGGCUUGGGUGAUAGUGAACAAGGUUUUGAGUAGGAUAAAGAAGCCGGUGUAUUUUCUUGAUGUUACUACACUGUCACAGUACAGAAAAGAUGCACAUCCUGAAGGGUACAGUGGGAUUAUGGCAAGUGAUUGCAGCCAUUGGUGUCUUCCAGGACUGCCUGAUACAUGGAAUGUGCUUCUGCAUGCUGCUCUUUUUGGCUGAAGGAAGAAGCACCUACCUAUAGUGACUUGCCAACUUUGUUUCUUAGAGGAAAACCAAUUGUUUUCUAAUGUAGGAGAUGUUAGUUUAGCAUUCUGCUUCUUUGGAAUUGGAUAAUAAUAAAAGGGUUUGAUUCUGCAAAUUGUAAAUUAUCAUAUUGUUUUGGCAUAAACAUGCCAUUAAUGUACCAAACACAAUACCCCCUUUGGAAUAUUGAAAAGCAUUUGCACUGAAGUUUCCUU